Messenger RNA from Tachysurus vachellii, 1567 nucleotides. RefSeq names its product prohibitin 2a (gene phb2a). NCBI's taxonomy places the organism in Eukaryota, Metazoa, Chordata, Actinopteri, Siluriformes, Bagridae. Gene Ontology annotation, cellular component: mitochondrion; membrane. The transcript has 10 exons. The coding region runs from base 96 to 1007 and encodes 303 amino acids. The record is from RefSeq and is a predicted model, not a curated record. Gene Ontology annotation, biological process: mitochondrion organization.
GUUCAUACUACAAUUCCCGUCGUGCAUCUUGAUUAGACCGGAAGUGUUUUCUCGUGACCUUGGAGUGUCAGGUUGAGAGCAGCAGAAGAAGCAGCAUGUCUGGGAAAGAACCUGGAGGUUUUCUGCAGCAGCUGAGGCAGAUUGCAGGCCGGAUGUCUGCCGGCGGUCCGAGAGGAGCCGGCCUCGGCCUCAAACUGCUUAUCGGUGCUGGAGCCCUGGCUUACGGUGUUAAAGAAGCUACUUAUACAGUGGAAGGUGGACAGAGGGCUAUCGUCUUCAACAGAAUUGGAGGCAUGCAGAUGGACACCGUGCUUGCAGAGGGGCUGCAUUUCAGGAUACCAUGGUUCCAGUAUCCGAUAAUUUACGACAUCCGAGCCAGACCUCGCAAGGUUUCAUCUCUCACAGGAAGCAAAGAUCUUCAGAUGGUGAACCUCUCUCUGCGUGUGCUGUCUCGCCCCAUGGCCUCUAACCUGCCCUACCUGUACCAACACCUCGGCCAGGACUAUGACGAGCGGGUGCUGCCCUCCAUCGUCAACGAGGUCCUGAAGAGCGUCGUAGCCAAGUUCAAUGCCUCACAGCUCAUCACACAGAGAGCUCAGGUGUCUCUGCUGAUCCGGAGGGAGCUGAUAGAGAGAGCUAAAGACUUCAACAUCAUUCUGGAUGAUGUGGCCAUUACAGAGCUCAGCUUCAGCAAAGAGUAUACAGCUGCUGUAGAAGCCAAGCAAGUCGCCCAGCAGGAAGCCCAGAGAGCUCAGUUCUACGUGGAGAAGGCCAAGCAGGACCAGAGGCAGAAGAUCAUCCAGGCUGAGGGAGAGGCUGAGGCUGCUAAAAUGCUGGGUCAAGCCGUAACAAAGAAUCCUGGCUACCUUAAACUGAGACGCAUCCGAGCCGCCCAGAACAUCGCCAAGACGGUGGCGACCUCGCAGAAUAGAGUAUACCUGAAUGCAGAAAAUCUAGUGCUGAACCUGCAGGACAGCUCCUUCAACAAUUUGUCCUUGGGGAAAUGAGAAGCGUUGGCUCACGGGAGUGCGUGCAUUCCAUGUGUUGAUCGUCUGUCCUGUAUUUAACAUCUACUACAAACUGACCUCUCUGAGCCUGUCUCAGAGGGCAGGUUUUCCAGCAAGGGGUUGAGUGUCCUUUAAAACACACAAAUAUAUACACACAUUUAAGGAGACUUCACACAUGGUUUAGACACCACCAAUCUAUUAAAGGAUUCGAAGGUCACAUAAGAGUUUCAUUGUAAUUUGUGGCUUAACAUAGUCUAAUGAAGAAUUGAUAUAAUAUCAGUGUGACAGAUCAAAGCAUUGAGAUAAGUUGUGUUAACUGUUUAUAUGUCUGAGACCUGUUAUAGUAUUAUAAAUACAUACCUAGGUUUUCGUUAGUCUGAUCAUAUUUAUAAGGGCCGCGCAGCUGUUAGUUACAGUUUACGCAUUCGAUUUAUAGUUUGCUUUUGUCCCUGCUGUUUUUCCUGUGCUCGGGGACCAGUGGGCUCCUCUGCGAUGUGUAAUCUGACACAAUUCAAACACUCAGAAGAGGUCUCAAUAAAUCUUUUGAUUUUCCAGACUAA